AGAAGGUUACCUCCCUCUGUCAUAAGCAUGGCAGCAAGUUUGCUUAUGCACUGGCCAAUGGAACAGUGGGUGUAUAUGACCACACUGCCCACUACUGGAUAAUCAAGUCUAAGAACCAUGCAAUGAGCAUCCAUGUAUUUGACCUUAAUGCUGACGGUGUUGUAGAACUCAUCAAGGGCUGGUCCAAUGGAAAGGUAAACCACCUUGAUGUGUCAGUCAAUAAUCAAUUUAGGGCAAUCGAGAAGACCUAUUUGUUAAAAUGAGUACAGAACCAAUCAAGGAGAGUCUUCAAAGUCCUCUAAUCCUUCACUUUGUCACAUUGUCUAGGACUGGUUGACACUUGGCACCAGCCUUUCCUCCAAGUGUAAGGAAUGUUGUAAGGCCCCUUGACUUCACCUUAAUUUACAUAUUGAUGCACGGAGCGAUCGAAACAGGUGAAAUCAUCUUCAAAGACAGCUUCUCGUCCUCUGUGGCUGGAGUGGUGGAGAGGGACCACAUGGAUGGACAGAUCCAGCUCAUCUGUACCUCUGUGGAGGGAGAAGUGCGUGGCUACCUGCCUGCCAGUAAGGAGAUGAAGGGGAACCUGAUGGACUCCAGUGUGGAGCAGGAUCUGAUCUGAGAGCUGAGCCAGCUCAGGCAGAACCUGCUACUGGAACUACGCAACUAUAAGGAGAAUGCCAAGCAGGCUGUCCCAGGGACUUCAGAAGGUGAUACCCAGAUGGGGGUGAUACCAGCCAAUACCCAGCUCUAGACUGCAUCUGUCAGAGCUGCCACGGAGUCCCAGAGGGCACACAUAGAGCUCAGCAUCUCCACGCCCAAUGAGACCAUCAUUAGAGCUGUGCUGAUUUUUGCUGAGGGAAUUUUCGAGGGUGAAAGUCAUGUGGUACACCCCAGUGCCCAGAAUUGGUCUGGUUGUAUCCGUGUUCCCAUCAUUCCUCCGAAAGAUAUCCUUGUGGAUCUACACGUCAAAGCUUUUGUUGGCGGCAAGAGCAGCGUUCAGUUCCACGUCUUUGAGAUCACGCGUCAGCUGCGUCGGCUGCCUGGCUUCUCCGUGUAUGAUCUUAAUGUUGAUCCUGAUGUAUCUCAACCUACUGGGAAAGUCACCUUCGCCAGGCCACAGAGAAUCUUCCUUCUACCAGAGGGCAUUGAUACCCCAGUUGUGAUGUUCAACUUUCUGCGCCGUGGGCAGAGAUCACACUAAUCACAGACGACAUAGACCUACAGGCAGAGGCAGACUUCCCCACGUACUUUGGGAAGCUGAGGACCACCAUGACUGAGGUGAACAACACACUUCCCACACUACCCACCUCAACCUUCACACCAAUAGCAUUUCUCUCAUUACCAACCUCACAACACUUUUGAUAUCGCUUUAUUUUUGUGUAGUGGGCCUAACAUUUCUAUGUUCUCUUUCAGUCGACUCGGUUCGACGUCUCACUAUGGGACACGCCCUCUUUUACGGGUCAUUGGUUGAAGCCUUAUUCAAUCAAACCUAACAGGCCAAUCAGAGCUUUGUGGGUGUAUGCCCCGCGUGUCUAUAUAACACCCUGCACUGCUCUGGUUUCCUAUUUCUUUGCAUCUUCACAAGUCUAUUUGGGUACUAGCUCAUUAAGCAGCAUUCUUCAGAAAACUAGCUCUCAACUUAACUUUUCUUUCCUGGUGGGUUACCACCCCACCAUGGAGCAUUGAGUGGCUUAUUUUCAAUUUUCAGGAACUCUGAAAUCUUCAGCUUCACUUUACAGAGUGAAGAUACCUCAGUUAGCUUGUUAGCAGCACUUUUUGUUGUUGGCUAGCUACAGUACAUCUGUUACCUGGCCUUGUUAGCUAGCUAGCUCCACUGCUUUAGCAUCCCGCUAAUAGCAGGUUCCCACAAAUUUAAGCUACUUAUACCUGGGGUCUCUAGCUCUCUGUCGGAUUCCACCGUUCGGAGCUAGCUGAACUUUUGAAUGUCUUGGCUGUGUAGUGUGCUAACGGCUCCACUUGUGUUUUAGCUAGAAUCCUUUGGGCUAAACCCCCAUUCGGUUUGUUUGGCUAGCACGAGCGGUGCUGUUUCUUCAGUGUGUUACCCCACCAUUGAAGCACCAUCCCUUUUACCUUCCCCUGUGAAUAAUAGCCCAGCCGUUCAUUCUACCUCGAGUUAUUUAGUUUACACACCGAGUUGGCACUUGGUAUCUCACGUGACGGCUCGGCUAGCUGGCUAUCGUCACUCAGGUGAAGAUUGCGGGCAUUACAAUUGCGGGCAUUACAUGUCUGGGACAGAUUCCUAUCCACUCUGUAAUACUUGCCUAGGCGUUGAACACGCCAUGGAGGCUCUCGUUGACCCCACUAGUUGUGUGCAUUGCGCUCAGAUGGGCUCCGGUGGCCUAAGACGUAGAGCCAAGUACAUGGAAAGUAUUGCCCAGGCCUCGUCCUUGCUCGAAGAUGACUCUGUUGACAAUGAAGUCCCUGAGGAGGGAGAAGCUACUCAGGCAUCCCCUCCAUCUGAUUCGGACCUUAAUUCUGACGAAUCCGUAAGUGAGGACGACAGCAUGUCUCUUGCCGCAUCAGGCAGCGGCCUUUCUAACCAGGAGAUGGAUUACGCCCCUGAAUAAUUUCUCCCCUCUGCUCAGUUUGUGCUACCCAGCCAGACUGCAGAGGUAGGACAGGAGUCAAUAAUUGACCUCCACUUCUUCGAGGCAAUCAGAUGCACUGCAACCAAACUUGAUGUUGAGUAUUCAACGCCUCCCACACCUUCCAAGAAGACUAGGAUGGAUGGAAUCUCCUCUCAGAGUAAUUCUACAUCCGUCCGACAGCGUGUACCAGCCUUCCUAGACUGUCUGGCGUUGUUGGAAUCUUCCUGGGUGUGCCACUCAAGUCACCUUCUCCUGUGACUGGCUACCCCUAUUUGGAUAUGCACAGCAUGGAGUCAUCGGGAUGGCUCAGCCCGCCUCCCGUGGAGCCAUCCCUGGCUCCUCUUCCUCUGCCCCCAAGCUCGCUCAUCCCAAUGACCGCUUCACCGCGUCCGUGUAUGAGAGGAUCUACCAAUCUGCAUCUCAGGUGGGGCGCUCCGUGAACGCUGCUGCCCUCCUCUCCAUCUACAUGGCGGUACAGAGUGCGCCAUCUCUGUCCGGUCUCCAAGCCACUUUCCUCAUCAUGGGAUUUGGCACUGGUUCUGGAUGAACUUACAGGCAAUCACUUUGAAUCCGUGGAGACAGUGGAUCUUAAGACUCUGUCUUAUAAGACAGCCCAGUUGCUCGCCUUGGCUAUGGCCAAGUGUGUUAGUGACCUUCAUGUGCUCUCGGUUCAUCCUUCAUGCACUCAGUUUCCCCCCAGACUACCCCAAGGCUAUGAUACAUCCGUGGUCGGGCUUUGUCCAAACAAUGCCUCACCCAUUGUGUAGUGGAGGCUAUCGCCAAGGUGUACAGUUGUCUGGGAUUGCAGUCUCCCCUGGGUGUCCGAGCACAUUUCACUUGAGGAAUUGCCACGUCAUGGGCACUGUAUAGAGACAUCUCCGUCUUGGAGAUUUCUGCGGCUAGUUAGGCUUCCUCUCACACCUUUGUCAGGUUCUAUUGCAUGGACGUUACUGCGCCCUCCCUGACGCACAGAGUCCUUGGACUGGAGCUGAGUAGGAUGGAUCAGGUACAUUACCAUGUACCACAACAGGCUUCUCAGCAAAGGUACUAUUGGCAAUCGGGGAGCUUUGCAAGUGUCCUGUAGUGAAAUGUCCAACCGAGUCGACUGAAAGAAAACUUUGGGUUACGGUAUGUAACCCCGGUUCUCUGAAGGAGAUCUCACCAGAUUGCCCCUCUUGUAAGAGGUAGUUCUUAAGGAAACCAGAGCAGUGAAGGGUGUUAUAUAGACACACGGGGCAUACACCCAUAAAGCUCUGAUUUCUCUGUUAGGCAUGAUUGGUUUCAACCAAUGACCCACAAAAGAGGGCGUGUCCCAUAGUGAGAUGUCUUCCUCAUCUCCUUCAGAGAAACGGGGUUACAUACCGUUACGCAAAGUUACCUAUUGUUUGAACAGGUAGAUGACUAUCUCUCUGUCCACCAAAUGCUGAUGGCGGCCAUUGCAGAUCAUUCUAAUCACAUCCGUAACAUGCUGGAGUGGGCAGAGGACGCACAACUCAUGGGGGACAAGUUAGUGACGCCACAACAACCACCAUGAUUUCUCUGCUUGGCUUUUCUUUUCAUCCCUUCAUCUUUUUGCAUGACAGGAGGAACAUGAAGAAGCUCUACAUUGAGCUCUAUGACCUGAACAGAGACCUGAUCAAUGAGUACAAGAUCAGAUCACAAUGCUCUUAAGUCUGUCAACCAGGCCCAUUCAGAGGGCAGGGAGACUGAGAGGUGAGUAGGGGUUGAAAGCGUGAUCAGUGAUCUUUCCUAACCUCUACUACUAUUUGUCUCUCUCAGUGGGUAAGCCGAAGAAUCAGGUUAUCACAGCCUGCCGAGACGCUAUCAAAAACAACGUCAAUGCCCUGUUCAAGAUCAUGAGAGCAGGCACAGCCUCUUCCUGAGGGUACCCCCUGUGUGAGAGGGGGGAGCCAGUCUGGGGGGAGCCAGGAGAGGAGGCUUUAUAAGUGUGAAGAAAGUCUAGUUCACUAGUGGCAAGGCCUGAAGAAAAGACAGGCCUCUCCUGCACCCCACGAUGUCAUAUUUGUCAGCAGUGAUGUUUUAGAAGAGUCAGUGGGUGGGAGUAACUGUCACGUUGUAAAUGUGGUUUUCUAGCCAAAGAAAUCUAUACUCCUUUAAUGUUAAAUGGGACCAUAGUGUGAUACACGUUUACUUUUUGUAGAUUGUUAAUAGACAGGGAACUUUGUGUGUGCAGAAAAUGUAACUAAAUUAAAUGGUCUUUUAACUUAA
Salmo salar (Atlantic salmon) is the source of this 4838-nucleotide messenger RNA. It is a transcript of the gene b3gnt9, whose product is annotated as UDP-GlcNAc:betaGal beta-1,3-N-acetylglucosaminyltransferase 9. Gene Ontology annotation, cellular component: Golgi membrane. Gene Ontology annotation, molecular function: UDP-glycosyltransferase activity; hexosyltransferase activity. NCBI's taxonomy places the organism in Eukaryota, Metazoa, Chordata, Actinopteri, Salmoniformes, Salmonidae. Gene Ontology annotation, biological process: protein O-linked glycosylation; poly-N-acetyllactosamine biosynthetic process. The record is from RefSeq and is a predicted model, not a curated record.